AUCAAGCUUUUCAUAAACAUAAUUGAUUAUAGGGAGUCCUUCAGUUAAGACCUGUUGUGAAGUCCGAUCGAAGGUUGUAAACAAUGGAUAUUCAUCUCUUGCUCUUUUUCAUUUUAGGAGGCACAACCUUUGUAUUCUCUCCGACCAUAGCUGAUCGCAGUUUGCUGAGACAUCCACAUCAUCAUCAUUAUGAUGAAGCAUCAGGGGAUCAUACAGGAGAUUAUGGAGCAUCAUUCAGCGACGACUCUUCGUCUGAGAACAAAGAAGCUGACUCUUCUGAGCCGGACGACCGUUACGUGCCUUUCUAUUUGAAGGGUGAACAGACUGGCGAAUGUAAGAACUACCUUGUGAGAGGCGAGCCCGACUUGUUCACCAAAUUUCCCGCACGUUGGGAGUUGUAUGGUCCCCACGAUGGCAACAUAAAAUACUUGAACAUCUGCCCGGUCCCAGUGAGUGGGAGACACCACGGCGUGUUCUCCGUAGCGCACGGUGGUGUCGGAUCUCAUUUCGCCUUAAUUCACUUUAAGACGCCUUAUGAGAACGAAACUUUCACUUUCAAUGCAAGAGUUUGUUGGUAAACAAUAAUUUACCGGAUUGUGUGACUAAAUAAAGCAUUUCUUCUGUUUA
This is a messenger RNA of Homalodisca vitripennis (glassy-winged sharpshooter), 627 nucleotides long. RefSeq lists its product as uncharacterized. The transcript has 2 exons. The record is from RefSeq and is a predicted model, not a curated record. NCBI's taxonomy places the organism in Eukaryota, Metazoa, Arthropoda, Insecta, Hemiptera, Cicadellidae. The coding region runs from base 84 to 578 and encodes 164 amino acids.